This is a messenger RNA of Talpa occidentalis (Iberian mole), 389 nucleotides long. Its product is annotated as ryanodine receptor 2-like. NCBI's taxonomy places the organism in Eukaryota, Metazoa, Chordata, Mammalia, Eulipotyphla, Talpidae. The record is from RefSeq and is a predicted model, not a curated record. The annotation marks the transcript as partial. Gene Ontology annotation, biological process: calcium ion transport. The transcript has 4 exons. Gene Ontology annotation, molecular function: ryanodine-sensitive calcium-release channel activity. Gene Ontology annotation, cellular component: smooth endoplasmic reticulum; Z disc; sarcoplasmic reticulum membrane.
UAUCUGUGCUGCUUGUCCACUUCCCGAUCUUCAACUGAUAAACUGGCUUUUGAUGUUGGCUUGCAAGAGGACACAACAGGUGAAGCUUGUUGGUGGACUAUUCAUCCUGCCUCAAAGCAGCGAUCAGAAGGAGAAAAGGUUCGAGUCGGAGAUGACCUCAUCUUAGUCAGUGUGUCCUCUGAAAGGUAUUUGCACUUGUCCUAUGGCAAUGGCAGCUUGCACGUGGAUGCCGCUUUCCAGCAAACCCUCUGGAGUGUGGCUCCAAUCAGCUCAGGAAGUGAAGCAGCCCAAGGGUAUCUGAUUGGUGGCGACGUCCUCAGGUUGCUGCACGGACACAUGGACGAGUGCCUCACUGUCCCUUCUGGAGAACACGGCGAAGAGCAACGGAG